AUGUCUCUCAAAGCAGAGCUCGAAACAUGGGCCGCCGCCCUCAAGGCCUACGAUGAAGAGGACUUUGAAAAGUCCCUCGAGCUCUUUGCCACCAUCGCAGACUCCUCCAAGAUCCUCACCAACACCGGCCUCAUCUACGCUACCCUCGGCGAGCACGAGGCCGCCGUCGAGCAGUUCGCCGCCGCCUGCCAGCUCGACCAGUACCUCGCCGUCGGCUACUUCCAGUCCGGCGUAUCCAACUUCCUCCUCGGUCGCUACGACCUCGCCCUCCGCGACUUUGACGACGCCCUCCUCUACAUGCGCGGCAACACCGACAUCAACUACGAGCAGCUCGGCCUCAAGUUCAAGCUCUACUCCGCGGAGGUCCUCUUCAACAAGGGCCUCACCAGGAUCUACCUCGGCCAGGUCGACGACGGCCUCCGCGAGCUCCAGGACGCCCGCAAGGAAAAGGUCACCGACGAGCACAAUGUCAUCGACGACGCCAUCGCCGACCGCGGCGACGGCUACACCGUCUUCUCCAUCCCCGUGGGCGUCCUCUACCGUCCCGCGGAGAAGAAGCUCAAGAACGCAAAGACGAAGGACUACAUGGGCAAGGCGAAACUCGUCGCCGCCGAGGACGCGUCGCAAGCGUUCACCGAAUUCACCGGCGUAGCGCGCAUGAAGCAGUCCAUGGGGCUCACCCCCGACGCCGCCAGCCCCCUCACCCGCUCCGCCACCAUGGCGAACCCCGUCGCGGCCCCGAAGGCCGACGACGACUUCCGCGCGCCGCCCCUCCAGCGCGCCAAGACCACCAUCAACGUGUCCGUCGCCCCGCGCGCCAGCCCCGCCUCCGCCCCGCCCGACCGGCCCGCCAACGCCUUCGCGUCCACCCCGCGCGCGGGCUCGCCGCCGAACAACCCGCCCGCGUCCGCCGCGCCGCUCGGGCGGUCCAACACGUCCGCGGGGCGGCUCGGGUCGGGGAUGGGCCCGACGCGCGGGCUGAGCAUCCGCAAGCCGGGCGCGCCCGCGCCCGCCGGGCCCACGGGCGUGCGCACGACCGAGAUCUACGACAGCUACCUCGACGGGUACGCGGACGAGCCGCUGCCGCCCGUGCCGGAGCUGCGCGCGGGCCAGGGCCAGGGCCCGCGCCGCGCGGGGACGCUGCGCCAGCCGCAGAGCAUGUACUCGAACGCGGGGACCGCGGGCGGCGGCGGCGGCAGCAUGCGGAGGCGGCCGACGCGCCGGCCGACGAUGGCGAAGCGCGCGGUGAGCUCGUACGAGGAGGAGGAGGGGUACGAGAGCGGGGAGUGGGACGAGGGCCCGAUGGAGCUCAUGAAGAUCCGCGUGAAGCUGCACUACAACGACGACGUGCGCGGGAUGGCGUUCGCGCCGGACAUGCCGUGGGACGAGUUCCUCGACCGCGUCACGGGCAAGUUCAACCGCGCGCUCGACGGGCUCGGGAUGAAGUUCAAGGACGAGGACGGCGGCAAGGUGAGCCUGCGCGACGAGAUGGACUACGAGCUCGCCAUCGAGACCGCGCGCGAGAGCGCGAAGGGCAAGUCGGAGGGCAAGCUCGAGAUCUGGUGCAUGGACGAGUGA
Messenger RNA from Fomitopsis serialis, 1578 nucleotides. RefSeq lists its product as uncharacterized. Lineage: Eukaryota; Fungi; Basidiomycota; Agaricomycetes; Polyporales; Fomitopsidaceae. Gene Ontology annotation, molecular function: protein binding. The transcript has 6 exons. The record is from RefSeq and is a predicted model, not a curated record. Bases 1 to 1578 code for a protein of 525 amino acids.